Molecule: messenger RNA, 509 nt
Organism: Saprolegnia parasitica CBS 223.65
Lineage: Eukaryota; Oomycota; Saprolegniomycetes; Saprolegniales; Saprolegniaceae
Exons: 1
Coding region: 11-457 (148 amino acids)
Molecular function (GO): peptidyl-prolyl cis-trans isomerase activity
Source: RefSeq, a predicted model, not a curated record
UCUGCAAUCCAUGAGCCCGUGGCAAGUCUGGGAAGAAAUGGCCGGUAACCUGAAGUGGGUCGUCUUGAGCAUCCUCGUCGUCUUGACGCUCUUUGGCAUGGUGUCGUCGUGGGGCGGCGGUGGCGGCGGUGGCGUCUCGGCCAAGGCCAGCCACAUCCUCGUCAACACGGAGGCCGAGAUCGACGACCUCUUCACGCAGCUCAGCGCGACGGCCGACGGCUCGCCCGAGCAGCUCAAGCUCUUUGCGGACCUCGCCAAGAAGCACAGCAAGUGCCCGAGCGGCGCGCGUGGUGGCGGCGCCCUUGGCUCGUUUGGCCGCGGUCAGAUGGUCCCCGAGUUCGACCGCGUGGUGUUUGAGGACGACGUGGGCAAGAUCCACAAGGUCAAGACGCAGUUUGGCUGGCACCUCGUCCUCACGACGGAGCGCACGGACCCCGCCGAGAAGAAGGACUUGUAAGCGCAACGUCAUAAGAUCGAAAGCGUCAAUAUACUGAACAGCGAUCUCUGGA